UUUGCUUCGAUAACCGAGCUAGCUAGGCUGGAAGCAUAACACAUACGGUGUCGUGCAUGAGUGGUAUCGCUAGCGCUGCGGCUCCGGUACCUUUGCUUGUUUUCUUCGCUGUGUCCUCGCUAUAUCUUGGAUUGAUUAUACGGAAAUUACGAGUAGUAUAUUAUUUCAACGAGGCCCUGUGCAAGGAGACAGAGCUCUGUUGUGAAGCCAAAGAUUGGCUGUAAUUGUUUUUGAGGCGAAACUGAUCAUGGGGUUUGAUAUAGAUCGGUUUUCUGGCCCGGUGGACGAGGAUUUUAAAUGCAGCAUCUGUCUUGGUGUACUCGAGAAUCCCCUUGCUACACCGUGCGGCCACGUCUUCUGCUCAAAUUGCGUACUGCCGUGGGUCGUUCAAAACGGUAGCUGCCCGCUCAAGUGCGAAAAGUUCUCCACCAAGGAACUCAAUAGUGUCCUCCCAUUACGGAAUCUCAUCCUCAAGCUUGAAAUCCGCUGCGAUAACUUCCGCCGAGGCUGCCCUGAAGAAGUCAAGAUUCAGAUGCUAGCUCAACACAUGGAGGAUUGUGAUUUCGCUCCCGUCAAGUGCUCCAAUAAAGGAUGCCAGGAUGUGAUUAACAUCAAGGAUCAGGCCCAACAUGAAACUCAGACCUGUGAGUGGAGACCAGUUGGUCGUUGUGAGCAGGGAUGCAGUUUGGUGCUUCAGUUCAACACCCGAUCUGAGCAUGACUGCCUCAAGGCACUGCAAAACCACUCGGGUGCCCUGCAGACCAAGAUGAAGAACCAGGAACAUAAUUUGAAGAAGAAUUCUCUUAGAUAUGGGAAGAGAGAGAAAGCUCUUUUGGCUCAGAUUGCCUGCCUUCAGAAUGAAAUUCAGAUGCAGGCAUUGCGAUACCAAAAGAAGCUUAAUGAAAGCAAAGCCGAGAUGGAAUAUAUGUCAGCUGUUGCCUCAUUUGAAAAGCCAUGGGAAAAUACUACCAUACUCUCCCUUCGUCUGGGUCGCCAAGAUGGCAGCCUGGGAUUCAACAUCAUUGGUGGCAGCGGGAUAAGUCAGGGUGAUGGUGGUAUCUCGGAAGGAAUAAUUGUAUCAAGAGUGAAUGAGAAAGGUCCUGCAGACAGAUCACAGCUUCAGGUACAUGACAGGAUGAUUGAGGUGAGUCCAAUUAAAGGGAGUAUCAGGGAUUUUUUACUGAUAUUCUGAAGUUUUAAACUUUAAAAUGCUACAUCUUCCAUGAGCAUCUUAAUUUCAAAGCUUUUGAUUCAUUCAUGAAUAGAACAAAGGAUGUCCCUUUAACUGAAAUUGUUAAAUAAUAAAUACCAAAUUUUGUUCUACUCAAGAUGUUUGCUUUUUGAAAUUUGCAGGAAAGCAGACUUGUAAAGAUCAUAGUUUUUUGUACAAAACUACCAACUGUAUAAGAAUGCUUUAUUUUGAAUAUUUAUGAUGAAAUAACAUAUAUUCUGAGAGGAAUUAAAAUAAUCAAAAUUCUAUGGGUAAGUAGAAAGUAGUGUUUUGGUUGUUGGGUUGAAUUGUUAACACCCAUGUCAGUGUGGUGAAUGUUUUGUGAUCGAUACAAUCUGAUGUCAGGUUGAAUGUGUACAUCAGGACAUGCGUGUUCAUGUUCAUGUAUGUUGUCUAAGUCUGAUGAUGCAUCAAGCGAGGACAGUACUUCAUGUACAUGUAGUAUGGAAUCAAAUUCAGCCCGUCUAUCAGUGGCCAUACCCCAUGGGAAAUCCGUCUGGAUUCUCAAAUUUACUACCAAAUUUUCACUGAAACGUGUAAAUUGAAUUUGUCCCUUACAUUGUAUGUAUGUCAAGUACAAAGAGUUCGCAGUGAAUAUGAGGAUGCGAGCCGGUCCCAAAUAAAAUGUGACAGACAACUCGUCAAUUAUGGUUUCUGUGGGUGACGUGUUUGUUGGCGGAGUAUUCCCCAUCCAUAGUCGCGGGAUUAGUUCUACAGAUGCACGUUACUCGCUCGGGGAACCUCCCCUGCACUUACGCUUUACAUCUGUUUCGAUUGUGCGCAGUGACACACUUAGUUAUGCAGAGGUGGUGAUAGCCUGCUGGGUAAAUUGAGUCCACAAGUCUUGGGUUUAAUAGCGAUACCAUCUUUAAAAGCAUGUUUUCACUGCCGAGUUAUUCCGAGUCGUCUCGGACUCAACCAUCACACGCACACAUGUACCCCCAGUGAUGAUGGUGUCAUGCACACAUUUGACAUGAAUGCUGACAAUGAGAGCAUGUGUUUUGUGAGAAUGUUGCUGGAUAUGAUGAAAGUGAGACCAGUCCGAUGUGCUAGGGAGUUGGUAGAUAUUAGAAUACAAACCGGCGAUAGAUAGUAUAGGGCCAUUGAGAUUGAUUGAGUACACAUGCCCCGUGAUAUGUUUACGCGGCGGGAUGCACAGAUCUGGCACAGCACCGUGGAAGCAAUUUGUAAAUUAUGCUUUGCUCCUUAUGCUUGGGUUCUAGGAUGAGGAUUACAUUUAGAUGGAGAGCAUGUAGACGAACAGAUUGUGUGAUUGAUCACAAUUGUUCUCCAUGCCUCAUUCAUUAUCAAACCCAAUCAGACUCCCCCUGUAGUCCCAUCCAUAAGGAUGUGUGUUUGAAUAGUUCUUGACUUCCAAAUGAUCAGAAAAAGGCAGCAAAAUAUUAUUGAAUAUUAUAUUUGGUAUUAUAAAUAACUGAUGUUACACGGAUUAAAAUCACCUUGUUUGAAAACAUUUUGGUAUUCUAAAACUUCAAUUACAAUUAUUAGAUAUAGGCAAACAUUUUCAGGCGUUGCUCUGAAAUCGGACAAAAUAUGAAAAUGAUUUUCAGUAUUCUCUAACUCUCAGCUGUUGACAUGUGAAGUGAUUUUUGCGAAGGUAACAGCAUGCAAACA
Molecule: messenger RNA, 2866 nt
Organism: Strongylocentrotus purpuratus (purple sea urchin)
Lineage: Eukaryota; Metazoa; Echinodermata; Echinoidea; Camarodonta; Strongylocentrotidae
Product: E3 ubiquitin-protein ligase PDZRN3-B-like
Exons: 3
Coding region: 248-1192 (314 amino acids)
Biological process (GO): protein K63-linked ubiquitination; tumor necrosis factor-mediated signaling pathway; positive regulation of JNK cascade
Cellular component (GO): plasma membrane signaling receptor complex
Molecular function (GO): protein binding
Source: RefSeq, a predicted model, not a curated record